UCAAUGGUCUGUAUUUAAUUUCCAUACCCGAUAUAUACACUUGUCUAUGACCAACCUCGAGUGUCCGUGUUUAUGUGUGUGAAUAUAUACAUGUAUAGACACAUAAAUGUUAUUCAUAUUGCCAAAUACAUAGGUUUACGCAUGUACCGGCAGUCCGUAGAAUGGACGCCAUAUUGGAAAGCUAACCGUGUAUGUGGCUCGGAAUGAAGAUAAAGAAAACCCGAUGUGAUGAUGGCAUCCAGCACACCCAUGACCGUUCCAUCUGGCCAGAUAGCCAUACGAGUAAAAGGGGGUUCGCAAUGCUCCAUCCACAGAAAUAAGGAAGUCAUUCUACACUGCACGGAUUGUGACAUUUUGAUAUGCAUUUCAUGUAGUAUUUCUAUACAUAAUGGCCAUACGCUUGCAGAAAUUUCGGACAUAACACCGGUAAAGAAAGAUGUGCUGCGAGAUUUUAUUAACGAUACUGAAAAUCACAAGCUUGAUCAAAUCCGAAAGGAAAUACAGUCAAUUGAAACGAAACUAUCUGAAAAUGACACAAUAUUUUUGAAGCUGGGACAACAAAUACAGCAGCAGGCGGAAGUAUGCAAAAACAAAAUCGACGUUCUUACCGGAGAGUUUGUCUCCCUCUGUGAAAAGAUGGAAAAAGAUAAUCAAAAAUUACUGGUGAAGUACAAACAUGAACUUAAACAGCGAUACAAAUCGCUUGUGAAGCAAUUGAAAGAAUGCAAAGAAGUGUUGCAAUCGGGUUCCUCAAUUGAUGUGUUCGACAAAACAUCAGAGCUUUCCAGCGUUGCUCUUCAACUCCCCGUUAAACCAGUUCUAAGUGAAGUGGAAUUCCAGCCUUGCGCAUCCCCGACUAAGCGGCUGAGGAAAGCAUUGGGCGAACUGUACAAACUAAGUCCAGGGACCCCCAGCAAUGCCACAAUCGAUGACCCAACAGUAGGGGAUGAAUUCCUUGACCAGCCCACUGUACUGACAGAGUUCAAGAGUCCAAUGGAAUGCACUGCACUUUGCCCGACACCAUUCGGCACUUGGCUCAGUGAAGCUGAAUCUAAAGUACUGUUGCUUGUAGAUUUCCAGGGUCAAAUCAGGCAGAAGGUGAAGCACUCCUGCGACAUCACGAACAUUAGCACUUCACGAAAAACAGAUAACAUGUGGUUUUGUUGUGCUGGAAAUAAGACCAUCUAUGAAGUAGCGUCCUGUUCCAAUACACCUGUUGCAGUGUUCGAAACCGAAAGCUGUCCAACAUGCCUCUGUAUCAACAAGGAUGAACAAGUAGUCGUAUGGACAAAGGAUCCAGAUUUUCUACACGAGCGAGUCUUUAUCUUCACAACAGCGGGCAAAGUGAUAGUCUCCACUUGUCCACUUGGUCAAGAGGCCUGGCCGGUACGGACACCCUUCACUAUCGCACAAUGUUCACUGACUGGAAACCUUGCUCUUCUGUGUAGAGGAAGUACAAGCGACGAAGAAUCACGCGGAAUUAUCAGCGUGUAUAACGAAGAACUGACAUUGCUGUUUCCUUACACAGGAACCGAUGACGUCAGUGGAGAACCUUGCUUUGUCCCGUGGACCGCUGUGUAUGACAGCAAGGGACAUCUUAUUGUAGGAGACGAACAAGGAAAUAAAAUACACCUCAUCAGUGGGACGGGACAGCAUUUGAGAACAAUUAGAUUCGGGGUACAAACGGACAAUUUAGCUCUUGGCGUUCAGUCGGAUGAUGUACUAUGGCUGUGUUUUUAUUCCGGCGGCAAAUCUGGGAAACUCGGAAUAUUUGGAAAGGUCGUGCGGAAGCUUUCUGAUUCUACGUCAGACUUACUAAAACCGGAAAUAAAAACCAUACAGUACUACAAAAGCUAGGGGAAUGUACCGGAAGUGCUGCGUCACUGAACACAACAAUUCUAAUGUCAGUUCAAAUACCUCUGCAAUGAAAUUUUAACAUAGUCAAAGUGUCAGUCAAUAAUUUUAAUCGAUCUAUUUUAUUGAUCAUUCACUCCUGCAAACUAUUAGCAAUUUCUCAUAGACUGAUUCAUGAUGAUGUGAUUCGCAACAGAAUGCAGUGUUUAUUUUGACUGCAAUUCAAUAUGUCUAAUACUCAAGAAACAGUUGUAUAGAUGUUUUAAUAAUCACACAUAUGAAUUUCAUCUACGGGACUUUAAACUUCGGGGGAAUCGCAGUUAGAGCGAUAAUGCCAAGUGUAUGUCCAGUAGUACAAAUGGUCCCAUGUUUACAGUAUUUUUAAUGGUUGCCCGUUUCAUGCAACUCACAUGAGUAAAAAUACUAAGUUAGAUGACAUAUCAGUUAAAUAAAUGGAAUCUAAAGCCAUUCACUUUUAUAUUUGUAUCAUUUUGAUGACUCCAAGACUUAGGCUUUAUUGGACGAAACCUCGAAAAAUUGUGUCAAGUCUGGCACUGUAAUAACGGGAGAUUUCCUAACGUUAUGACGUCUGCUGAACGACGUUAUUCGUUUGAUUACUGCAUGUUGCCGGAUUAUUUCUAAGCAUUAUAGUUUACUUAAUACAUAUAGAUUUGUACUGUACAUGUAUAUAACGGAAAAGUUUGUUCAUAUAUCAUCAGCUAUACGGAGCAGUGCCUGUUCUGAUUGCUUGACAGUCCGAAACCUAUAUCUUGUGCAAGAAAGUGAUGACCAAACCUACCUGAAACCACUCUAUAAACAGACCACCUGUGUUA
Messenger RNA from Mizuhopecten yessoensis (Yesso scallop), 2687 nucleotides. RefSeq lists its product as uncharacterized. Gene Ontology annotation, molecular function: zinc ion binding. NCBI's taxonomy places the organism in Eukaryota, Metazoa, Mollusca, Bivalvia, Pectinida, Pectinidae. The transcript has a single exon. Bases 229 to 1857 code for a protein of 542 amino acids. The record is from RefSeq and is a predicted model, not a curated record.